AUGCCCCGCCAAAGGCAACCCGCUCGGUUCUCGAGCGAAGCUCCCUCCGAAUCUUCGACCUCGUCGACGUCCCCGGAUCGCACCGCGGACGAAGAUACCGACUUCUUCACAGCCCAGGCAAAUGACUCGCAAUCGUCGGUCGGCGUCGCGACCCGUGACGCCCAUCCCCACCAUGACACCGACUUGGACCUGCCGCCGAUCGGGCGUCUACCCCCGGAGAUUCUCAUCGCCAUCUUCGCGAAAUUGUCCUCGCCCUCCGACAUGUUGAGCUGCAUGCGCGUAUGCAGGGGAUGGGCGGCGAACUGCGUGGGCAUCCUCUGGCACCGGCCCUCGUGCAACAACUGGGACAACAUGAAGAGCAUUACGGCCUCGGUGGGCAAAUCAGACAGCUUCUUUCCGUACUCGCAGCUGAUCCGGAGACUCAACCUCUCUGCGUUGACGGACGACGUCAGCGAUGGCACUGUCGUGCCCUUUGCCCAGUGCAACCGCAUCGAGCGUCUCACGUUGACCAACUGCUCGAAACUCACGGAUAAGGGUGUAUCGGACUUGGUGGAAGGCAAUCGGCAUCUGCAGGCUUUGGAUGUCUCUGAUCUGCGGCAUCUUACGGAUCAUACCUUGUACACGAUAGCUCGGAACUGUGCGCGGCUACAGGGCCUCAAUAUUACGGGAUGCGUCAAUGUAACGGACGACUCGUUAAUUACGGUGUCUCGGAAUUGUCGACAAAUUAAAAGGUUGAAAUUGAAUGGAGUAACGCAGGUCACCGACAAGGCCAUCAUGUCGUUCGCCCAGAGUUGCCCGGCCAUCCUGGAGAUUGACCUGCAUGACUGUAAGCUCGUCACCAACCCGUCGGUGACCUCGCUCAUGACGACGCUCCAAAACCUGCGCGAGCUGCGACUAGCCCAUUGUACAGAAAUUGACGACACGGCUUUCCUCGAGCUGCCCCGGCAGCUGUCGAUGGACAGUCUUCGCAUCCUCGACCUGACGUCAUGCGAGAGCGUCCGGGACGAUGCCGUUGAGCGCAUCGUGGCUGCAGCCCCGCGUCUACGGAAUUUGGUGCUGGCCAAGUGUCGGUUCAUCACCGAUCGUGCGGUCUGGGCCAUUUGCCGCCUCGGCAAGAAUCUACAUUAUGUCCACCUGGGCCACUGCUCCAACAUCACCGAUGCCGCGGUGAUCCAGCUGGUCAAAUCCUGCAACCGCAUCCGGUAUAUCGAUCUGGCCUGCUGCAUUCGUUUGACGGACACGAGCGUGCAGCAGCUGGCCACGUUGCCCAAGCUGCGGCGAAUUGGCUUGGUCAAGUGCCAGAAUAUCACGGACAAUAGCAUUCGCGCCUUGGCAGGAUCCAAGGCGGCCCACCAUUCGGGGGGAGUCAGUAGCUUGGAGCGGGUGCAUCUGAGUUACUGCGUUCGCCUGACGAUUGAGGGAAUCCAUGCUUUAUUGAAUAGUUGUCCGCGACUGACACAUCUGAGUCUGACGGGCGUCCAGGCCUUCCUGCGGGAAGAGCUGACGGUCUUCUGCCGCGAGGCACCUUCCGAGUUCACGCAUCAACAACGGGAGGUGUUCUGCGUGUUCAGCGGCGAGGGCGUCAACCGUCUGCGCGAUUUCCUGAACCGCAUCAUUCCGCCUCCUCCGCCGACGCGGGACAUGACCGAAGCCACGAUGUAUGACGAUGAUGAAGAGCUAGAGGACGAGGAAAACCAGGUGACGGGCUUGAUGCAUGCGACCGCCGCGACGGCCAUUCACGACGACGACUACAUUGACAUUGGACAUACCCAUGGUUGA
Messenger RNA from Aspergillus niger, 1779 nucleotides. RefSeq lists its product as uncharacterized. Gene Ontology annotation, cellular component: SCF ubiquitin ligase complex. The transcript is spliced from 3 exons. The record is from RefSeq and is a predicted model, not a curated record. Gene Ontology annotation, biological process: SCF-dependent proteasomal ubiquitin-dependent protein catabolic process. The coding region runs from base 1 to 1779 and encodes 592 amino acids. Gene Ontology annotation, molecular function: protein binding. Lineage: Eukaryota; Fungi; Ascomycota; Eurotiomycetes; Eurotiales; Aspergillaceae.